Molecule: messenger RNA, 333 nt
Organism: Elaeis guineensis (African oil palm)
Lineage: Eukaryota; Viridiplantae; Streptophyta; Magnoliopsida; Arecales; Arecaceae
Product: glutathione S-transferase U10-like
Source: RefSeq, a predicted model, not a curated record
AUGGAACGGGUGAAGAAAGUGAAGCUAUAUGGGUCUGAGACAAGCCUGUUUUGUGUCAUGGUCCAUCAUGCCCUUAAGCUCAAGGGUGUGCCCUACGAGUAUGUGGAGGAAGACCUUCAGAACAAGAGUGAGUCACUCCUCAAGCUUAAUCCGGUCCACAAGAUGGUGCCAGUUUUGGCGGUGGAUGGCAAGCCCAUAGCCGAGUCACUCGUUAUCUUGGAGUUUAUUGAGGACACAUGGAAGGAACCUCCUCUCCUCCCUCUGCAUCCCUACAUGAGAGCUAAGGCCCGUUUUUGGGCUUAUUUCUUCUACAACAAGGUACAAGAUGAUUAA